AUGGAUUACGAACCCUACGAUAGUAGCGGAACUGAUGAUGAUCUUCCGCCAACACAUCAAAAUAGAAUUCCUAGAGGGGCACGUGUUGCUGGGAACGGAAGAUCUGCAGUAGGUUCAAUGUCAUACCCCAGGAUGUAUGGUGAAAUUGACAUGGAAACUCAAAUUCACCAACUUGAGCAAGAAGCGUAUAGUUCAGUUUUACGAGCCUUCAAAGCUCAAGCUGAUGCCAUUACUUGGGAGAAGGAAAGUUUGAUAACAGAACUAAGGAAAGAACUAAGAUUAUCAAAUGAGGAACACAGAGAACUUCUAGGCCGUGUUAAUGCAGAUGAUGUCAUACGAAGGAUAAGGGAGUGGAGACAGACAGGAGGCCAUCAAACUGGUGUGCUGAAUUCUGGACAAGUUAUUCAUGAUUCAGCUCCAAGUCCAACAGUCUCUGCAUCUCGUAAAAAGCAGAAGAUAACAUCGUCUGUACCAUCACAAUCUUUUGGUGGGCCUUCUCCUUCAUUUCACCCCCAACCAGUGGCUGCACCCCACCAGCCAUCUUCUUCUGUUGGAAAACGCGGUUCUGUUCCGGGACACAAGGGCAAGAAGCAGAAACCUGGCCAAGUAUUACCAGGAGCAUCUUCUAUAAAGCAAUACCCUUCAUCAGGACCAGGAGGCAGGAAUCAAGUACCUAAUAGAGUUACUUCUGGUACGGUCGCAGGUGAGCUUGCUGAGGGAACAUCAUUUGAUUCACUCAAUGGUAGGAGAUUACGGACAAGAUGGCCCGAUGACAAUAAUUUCUAUGAAGCUGUUAUCACCGACUACAAUCCAGUAGAACGUCGACACCAUCUGGUCUAUGACAUGGGGAGUACAAAUGAAACAUGGGAAUGGGUUAAUCUUUCAGAGAUCUCUCCCGAAGAUAUUCAGUGGGUAGGUGAGGAUCCUGGGAUCAACCGCGGGGGUUUUGGCGGAUCUGGUCGUGGGAUGAAUAGAUCAGUAGGUCGUGAUAGUAUUCCAGGAGCUGGAAGAGGAGGUAGGGGAGGUACAAAGGGGCAAUCCAAAAAAGAUUUGUUGCCAUCACAGAAUGGAAUCGGAAAGAAGGCAUUGGAAGAUAUACAAUUACGUCACACAGACACACUAGUUAAAGAGGUGGAAAGGGUGUUCAGUGCAAAUCAUCCUGAUGCACACGAAAUUGAGAGAGCCAAGAAACUAUUGAAGAAUCACGAGCAAGCUCUUAUAGAUGCAAUUGCAAGACUUGCAGAUCUUUCUGAUGGUGAAAGUGACGAGGGUGGUCACCAUUUCUCACAUAAAUCAAUGGAUCGUGAAUGA
This is a messenger RNA of Lathyrus sativus (Indian pea), 1311 nucleotides long. Lineage: Eukaryota; Viridiplantae; Streptophyta; Magnoliopsida; Fabales; Fabaceae. The record is from the annotation of a GenBank genome assembly.